CAGUCAGUUUUUUUAUUCGCUUGUAGCCAUUCUGUUUUUUGAGACCAAAGAACAAUGCGUCGGCCAUCUUUUAGGCGAUUUGUUUUGCUGUCCCUAUCAGUCUCAGUUGGCGUCUUUUUAUUCUUAAAUUCAACAUAUCAACAACCCAUCAGCCCAAAGUUGGAGGCAUUUGCACCGGGUAAAAUUGGUGAAAUGUGCGAAUCGGAUGGCGGUGGGCAGAAACGAAUUAUGUUCAUCGAAACAUCAGGUGAAAAAUGUCUUCGACCCCGACAAGCCUGUGCCAUUGAAUCAGCAGCUCGAACUAAUCCAGACAUGACAGUCUAUGUUUACAUGGCGAAGGAAAGACCACCUGGACGGCCUGAAAUGGAUCGAGGCGAAGGUCUUGAACGUCAUUGUGAAACUAUGGAAAUACUUGAAUCUUUCACCAAUGUAUACAUCAUUAGAGACAAUCUACCCAAACAUCUUGUAGACACUCCACUAGAAUCUCUCUAUUUUAACGGCAACAUGAAAAAUAGCCAAUACGCGUUACAGCACAUUAGUGACGCUUUACGGGUUGCAUUGCUCUACAAACAUGGCGGCAUUUAUCUCGAUUUGGAUGUGGUUGUACUUCGAUCGCUGCGAUGUCUCAGGAACACGGCCGGACAUACUUUUAUUUUAGGACAAUCUUCGAUCGAGAAUGGAUUCAUGGCAUUCGAUCGUGGACACAAACUGCUGAAAUUCUUCAUGCGUUGGAUGCAGCGAUCAUAUAAACCGAACGAGAGGUCCGUCAUUGGACCGAAUGGAUUCAGUAAAGCUUUUCAGAUGCUGUGUAAUUAUCCGUCGACAGUGAUUAGCGAUUCAACCUUUGAUUUCAAGUGUCAUGACAAUGUCAACGUUAGACUACACAACAAAACUGCCUUUCAUCCCAUCACUUAUUUUGAACAAAAUCGUUUCUAUGCUGAAAAUUUCGACGAAAAUGAGUUGGAUACGUUUAAUCAAAGUUAUUCGGUUCACGUUUACGGUUCAGGGCACGGGGCUCAUGUGCCUGAAACGAGUCUUUUCGCUUUUAUGGCUAACCAGUUUUGUCCCUCCACCUACGACUUGCACUUGCAAGGUGUUUAUGAUUUUUAAACCUGCUUUUUUCAUUGUUUUCU
Messenger RNA from Daphnia carinata, 1133 nucleotides. RefSeq names its product lactosylceramide 4-alpha-galactosyltransferase-like. The transcript is spliced from 2 exons. The record is from RefSeq and is a predicted model, not a curated record. Lineage: Eukaryota; Metazoa; Arthropoda; Branchiopoda; Diplostraca; Daphniidae. Gene Ontology annotation, molecular function: hexosyltransferase activity. The coding region runs from base 55 to 1110 and encodes 351 amino acids. Gene Ontology annotation, biological process: glycosphingolipid biosynthetic process.